This is a messenger RNA of Patiria miniata (bat star), 1809 nucleotides long. RefSeq lists its product as uncharacterized. Gene Ontology annotation, biological process: signal transduction. Lineage: Eukaryota; Metazoa; Echinodermata; Asteroidea; Valvatida; Asterinidae. The transcript is spliced from 7 exons. Gene Ontology annotation, molecular function: protein binding. Bases 256 to 1809 code for a protein of 517 amino acids. The record is from RefSeq and is a predicted model, not a curated record.
GCGAAGCCAGUAGCGAGUCACAUUGGAGAUUUACCCCCGACGAAGGCGUAUCAUGGAUGCAUGGGCAUCGCAAAGCCAACCGAGUGGUUUCAAAUUGCAAAGGAGAGGAGAGACAUAGACGUUUGUAUCAGGAUAAAGUCAACGCUGGUGGAGACCAGUCUCUGAAGGAUUAGGGACUCGUUGGGGAGGGCUGCCAACGCGCCAAUACAAGAUCAGUUGAGCCUCAUCGUCUGACGUCUGACUUCAAUCACAAAGAUGCAGGAAGGCAGCCCUGGUCGGCGGGGUAGAGCUAGGAUCACGGCCGAGGAGUACAACCACUCACUCAGCAAACUCGUCAGUGCGAAGAGGAGGGUUAAGCCAAGUCGUAAGGCGGCAUUCAUGGCCGCCUUUCCAGUCAAAGCCUCGCCAAGACUCCAUUCUGACGAAGAUGGAGCAUCCGUCCUGCCACUGAAAGAGGCUUCAGUAACUCAUCCUGAGCACAGCAAAACUGCAACAACAGACGAUACAACCAGCAAAACUGAAAUGAAAAGUCCCGUUGAAGUGAGACGGAAAUUGCAGGUGUUUGUUCGAGGUCUCCUCUUACCAAAGACAGUUUGCCUGCAAUUAGAUCCGGAGACAUCCGUAUCUGAUUUAAAGGCAUUGAUUCAAAAUGAAAAUGGCAUCCAGUCUCAAAAUCAACACCUUUACAUCGGGAGAAACUUUCAGCUGUGUGACCUACUCUCCCUUUGUGAUCAUGGAAUACAACAAGACCAGAACAUCGAGCUUCGCAUCGGUGGCUUGUUGGGCGGUGCACCAUUAGAGGAAGAACAGUUGAGAAGCAUAUACUUCUUAAACUUGUCAGGCCGGCUUGGACGACAGUGGAAGACGCUCGCCAUCUAUUUGGGAUUCUUGGAUGAAGAACUCGACGCAUUCGAAUACGGCAGAGAGGAGUUAAAUCAGCAGAGCUUCAAGAUGUUAAAUACCUGGUGGCAGAAACAGGACAACCCCGCAGACGCGGCUGAGAAGCUGAGAGACGCCCUGAAAGAUACGGGCCGUGCUGACUUGGCAUUGCAAGUCAAUGUACAAGGCAUCCCAGGACAUCGUUUUGACGUUGAACAGUGUGCAAAAGAAUUGGCAGCGCAUUACCGAGAGACGAUGAAAGUGGCGACAUACCCAUCAGCGAGACACAUGUCUAGAAAGAUGGAUGACAUGUACAUCAACCCAAAGCUAGAAGAAGAGACUAACAUACCAACGCCUUUUUCCGCGGUAUCGGAGACAAAGAUGCAGGCAGAGACAGGCAUGCAAUCGGAGCAUCCGACAGCAUCGCAAAGAAGUACUCGUAAUCCUUCAAAAUUACAACCUGAAAGGAGAAAAGGGUUAAAAGUCCAAAAAAUUUCACUAGACUCCUAUGAAGACAUGCUUGUACUCGAAUCAAAUCGAUUAUUAAUCAGAGCUGAGGCGGGUUACGGAAAAACCACACUUCUUAAAAAGAUUGCUUACGAUUGGGCUGAUCUAUAUCUGAAAACCAAGAAGGAUCCCAAUGAAAACCAACCAAAACCUGAAACCACAUCAGUUCUGGGAAGGUACAAGCUUGUCUUUGUGGUCGAGGUCAAUCGAAUGGGCAAGAAAUUGGACAUCAUCGACGCCAUUUUUACUCAAAUUCUCACAGACAGGAAACUGAAGAAGAAAUUUUCAGAUUUGGAAAAAUACAUCAAUGAAAACCCAGAGAGCGUUUUAAUUAUGUUAGAUGGCGCUGAUGAGAUUUCCUUGCAAAGAGUAAAGGAUGCACAGUGCGAAGACGGAAUUGACUUGAACGAUGAGGCGGCAUAA